UUCCUGCGCAACGCACCGGCCCGGUGGGGAACGCCGGUCCGGCUGUAACACCGCCCCGGCGCGGAAGCGGGACGUCUGCGGCUCUGGGCCCAAGCUGGCGGCGGCGAUGGCCUCGGCGGCUGUGGAAAGCUUCGUGGCCAAGCAGCUGGAGCUACUGGAGCUCGAGAGAGACGCGGAGGUGGAGGAGCGAAGGUCCUGGCAGGAGAACAUCUCCCUGAAAGAGCUCCAGAGCCGAGGCGUCUGUUUGCUGAAGCUGCAGGUGUCCAGCCAGCGCACGGGGCUGUACGGACGGCUGCUGGUGACCUUGGAGCCCAGGCGAUGCGGUUCUGCGGCAGCUCUUCCCAGUAACAGCUUCACUUCCGGUGAUAUAGUGGGCCUGUACGAUGCUGCUAAUGAGGGCAGUCAGCUGGCCACCGGGAUCCUGACCCGAGUCACCCAGAAGUCAGUCACGGUGGCCUUUGAUGAGUCCCACGAUUUCCAGUUGAGCUUGGACCGAGAGAAUUCCUACAGACUGUUAAAACUUGCCAAUGAUGUCACUUACAAGCGACUGAGAAAAGCUCUGACUGCUCUAAAGAAGUAUCAUUCUGGCCCAGCCUCCUCACUCAUAGAAGUGCUCUUCGGCAGAUCUGCUCCCAGUCCUGCCAGUGAAAUACACCCGCUGACGUUCUUCAACACCUGCCUGGACGCCUCCCAGAAAGAAGCGGUUUCAUUUGCGCUGUCGCAGAAGGAACUUGCCAUCAUCCAUGGACCUCCUGGCACUGGGAAAACCACGACUGUCGUUGAGAUAAUUCUUCAAGCUGUGAAACAAGGCUUAAAGGUUCUGUGCUGCGCCCCCUCCAACGUCGCAGUGGACAACCUGGUGGAGCGCCUGGCUCUGUGUAAGCAGCGGAUUCUGCGCCUGGGGCACCCCGCCCGCCUCCUGGAGUCCAUUCAGCAACACUCCCUGGAUGCGGUUUUAGCACGGAGUGACAGUGCCCAGAUUGUUGCCGAUAUCAGGAAGGACAUCGACCAGGUCUUUGUGAAAAACAAAAAGACCCAGGAUAAGAGAGAGAAAAGUAAUUUUCGCAAUGAAAUUAAACUGUUAAGAAAAGAACUGAAGGAGAGGGAAGAAGCAGCUAUGCUGGAGAGCCUCACUUCGGCAGACGUGGUCCUUGCAACAAACACGGGUGCAUCUGGCGAUGGCCCCCUGAAGCUGCUGCCCGAGGGCCACUUUGAUAUGGUGGUCAUCGACGAGUGCGCCCAGGCCCUGGAGGCCAGCUGCUGGAUCCCCCUGCUACAGGCCGGGAAGUGCAUCCUGGCGGGCGACCACAAGCAGCUGCCCCCCACCGUCAUCUCUCACAGGGCUGCGCUGGCAGGACUGUCGCUCAGUCUGAUGGAGCGCCUGGCCGAUGAGUAUGGCGAGCGGGUGGUGCGGACGCUGACCGUGCAGUACCGUAUGCACCAGGCCAUCAUGCGCUGGGCCUCGGAAGCCAUGUACCUCGGGCAGCUCACAGCCCACCCUUCCGUGGCGGGGCACCUCCUGAGGGACCUCCCAGGUGUGGCUGCCACGGAGGAGACGGGCGUGCCCCUGCUCCUGGUGGACACCGCCGGCUGCGGGCUGUUCGAGCUGGAAGAGGAGGACGAACAGUCCAAAGGGAACCCUGGCGAAGUCCGCCUCGUUAGUCUGCACAUCCAGGCUCUGGUGGACGCCGGUGUUCCAGCCUGUGACAUUGCCGUGGUCUCGCCGUACAACCUCCAGGUGGACCUGCUCAGACAGAGCCUCGCGCAUAGGUACCCUGAGCUUGAAAUCAAGUCUGUUGAUGGCUUCCAAGGCCGAGAGAAGGAGGCCGUGAUACUGUCCUUCGUCAGGUCCAACAGGAAAGGUGAGGUUGGUUUUCUUGCUGAGGACCGGAGGAUCAAUGUGGCUGUCACCCGUGCCCGGCGCCAUGUGGCGGUCAUCUGUGACUCCCGUACCGUCAACAACCAUGCAUUUUUGAAGACCCUGGUGGAGUAUUUCACCCAGCAUGGGGAAGUACGCACGGCCUUUGAGUAUCUUGAUGAUAUCGUCCCAGAAAACUAUUCCCACGAGAGCUCCCAGGGUCCCAGCCACGUCGCCACCAAGACCCAGGGUUCUGCUGCAUCCGCCAGGAACGGAAGUCAGUGGCAGGAGGGAGGCCAGGAGGCUGCAGCAGCUGCCAGACGCGGCCGGAAGAAGCCGGCUGGGAAGCUUCUGGGCCCAGAAGCCCCAUCUCAGCCGAGUCUCACUGGAGGCAGCCCAGAGGGAGUGGAGAGCCAAGAUGGCAUGGACCACUUCCGGGCCUUGAUAGCAGAGUUCAUGGCCAGUGAGAAGAUGCAGUUGGAGUUUCCUCCUUCCCUCAAUUCUCACGACAGGCUGCGGGUCCACCAAAUAGCUGAGGAGCAUGGGCUGAGGCAUGACAGCUCUGGGGAAGGGAAGAGGAGGUUCAUCACCGUGAGCAAGAGGGCCCUGCCAGCCCCACGACCCCCAGCAGUUCCAAGACCCCCAGCAGAUCCGGAACCCCCAGCAGCCUUGGGAUUCCUGGCCGGGACUGGCGGCCCAGCCCCUCUCCAGCCGGUGCCCCCUAGCCCUGUGCAGACGAAGCAGCCUCCCAGGGAGCAGCAUGGCCCAGAGCAGCCAGACCUGAGGACGCUGCACCUGGAGAGACUGCAGAGGGUCAGGGGCUCACAGGGGCAGCCCUCCAGCAAGGAGCAGCAGGCCUCGGGGCAGCAGAAACUUCCAGAAAAGAAAAAGAAAAAAGCCAAAGGACAUCCAGCCAUAGAGCUGCCCACAGAGGAGGACUUCGAAGCCCUGGUUUCAGCUGCCAUUAAGGCUGAUAACACUUGUGGCUUUGCCAAGUGCACAGCCAGUGUCACGACCCUGGGCCAGUUCUGCCAUCUCUGUGGCCGCCGCUACUGCCUCAGUCACCACCUGCCCGAGAUCCAUGGCUGCGGCGAGAGGGCUCGAGCCCACGCCCGGCAGAGGAUCAGCCGGGAAGGGGUCCUGUAUGCUGGCAGUGGGACCAAGGACAGGUCCCUGGACCCAGCCAAGAGGGCCCAGCUGCAGAGGAGGCUGGAUAAGAAGCUGGGCGAGCUCAGCAGCCAGAGGACCAGCCGGAGGAAGGAGAGGGGGACGUGACCGGCCACAUCCUCACCUGCCCCGUGGAGCUCUCUCCGUGCCAGCCCAGGACACCAUCAGCCACGCUCCGCCUCCAGCAGGGCCAUGGAAGAGCACAGGGGCCUGUGGGGAAGGUUGGGUUUUGGACUCCGACGUCUCAAUGUGGAGAAAAGCACCUGGGGGCAGCAGUGCUGGCGUAGGUGAGGCUCGGAAGCGCGUAUCCCUUCCCCUCACUCCCAGUCAAAUCCCACGUCUCAGCAUCUGGAUCCUGGGGAGGGUUCCAGUCCCUUGGGGAAUAUCCAGGGCCCCAGGCUAUUGAAGUCACCCCUCGGAUGACCUGCUGGCUCAGGCCUUCAGGAUAUGGGUGCUGGAAGAAAGCGAGAAACCAGACUCGCCAGUGGCGCUCAGGCGGGUUCUGGGGCGGGCGCCAGGAGUUUGGCUUGCACGUUCCCACGAGGCCAGCUGCUGGGGCCACUUUCCUUCUGUCUGCUGUUCACUGGUGACUGCAGCGUUCCCCUUCCCCUCCCCCCAUGGCUCCUGUGAGUCUGGGGCACCUCUUUCUGGCCUCUGCACCUCUCUCUGGCCUGUGCUAGCCCCUCAUCUCUGUGCCUUGCCAUGGGGACCAGGCGAGAAGGCCAUCCCCGCAGCUUUCCUGGGAACGCCCCCAGGCAUCAGCGCCGUCAGCGCUCACCGACGCAGAGCCUCUGGUCUCCUCCAGUGCCCUUUGCCAACUCUUCUGUUUCCGAGAACUUCAGACGGAUGGACCUUAGCCUCAGGGUUUUGUUUCAGGAGGAUGUAAAUUAUUUAAAAAUUAAAUGAAAACGUCGUA
This is a messenger RNA of Saimiri boliviensis boliviensis (Bolivian squirrel monkey), 3941 nucleotides long. RefSeq names its product immunoglobulin mu DNA binding protein 2 (gene IGHMBP2). Gene Ontology annotation, molecular function: ATP hydrolysis activity; 5'-3' DNA helicase activity; RNA binding. Gene Ontology annotation, cellular component: cytoplasm; nucleus. Lineage: Eukaryota; Metazoa; Chordata; Mammalia; Primates; Cebidae. The record is from RefSeq and is a predicted model, not a curated record.